UUUGUUACUGUUGUUUGAUUACUAAUACGGGGUUAGCUCACCUAUCAUUUGAUUUUAGCUGACGCAUUAUCAAACUGAGUAUAUAAGUAAAGUUAAAGUUUGAGAGUCUAGUGCUAUCGAUUGGAGGGCGUUUACCACUGGAUUCACAUGCUACAUUUCAGAGGGGCUGCUCUGCAUACCAUGUGGAGCUAAACAGGAGUUUCCGCACAAAGGGGGGAUGUGUGACUUGUAUUUAAAAGUCCCCCUAUGGUGCAGCCCUUAUCCUGUCACCAGCCCAGCCGGAGAUGGGGCUCUGCGGACAGGCCGGCCGGCACAGCAGCGCGGGGACUGAGCUCGGGUCAACAAAAAUGCCUACUGUGAAGUAUCAGAGAGGGGACAUGGUGAUGGGCCGCUGGCCUGGCAGCAGCCUGUAUUACGAGGUGAAGGUGCUUCACUUUGAUGCCAAAAGCCAGCUUUACACUGUCAUCUACAAGGAUGGCACUGAGCUGGAACUCAAGGAGCAAGACAUAAAGAGUGCAGCUGGUUUCCAGUCGCGCCCUCGCUCCCGCUCUCGUUCUCGAUCACCAGGCCGUCGACGCAGCCGCUCUCGUUCCCCAGCACGGACCACGCGGCCCUCGUGCACAGCGGCGGCCGUCGCUGCUGCAGCUAUCACAGAGAGCACACCGCCUUCUCGCAGCGAUGCUAAGCUGAAGGAUUCAUUCGAAGUCAGGCUAAUUCCCCCGGAACAGACAAAGGCAUCUGAGAACAAUGGCAACAAAAAGCAUGAAAAGAAAGAGGACAAUGAGCCUGCUAACAAAGUAAAUGAGUCAGAGCCAGAGAAGAACCAAAGCCGUUACAAUCUACGGCGCAGGAAGGACGAUGGAGAUGGCAAAGCUGAGGUCAAAGCAGAGCAGCUGGAAGAAAAAGAGGCCAAGAUGGCUGCAGCUGCUGCUCCCCCCUCCGUUUCCCUUGACUUUGGAGGGAAGCUAGGUGCUUACUUCUGGCUGCUCUUCCUGCCAGCCUGGGUUCUCUUCCUGGUACUCAAAGUCAACCAGGAAGACCCCAGCCUCGCCAACUUCCCCCCUCCUUGGCCCCCCCUUGAAAGCUUUUGGGAUGCUAAGGCUCUUGGAUUUGUCGUUCUCUGGAUCUUAUUCCAGGUCCUGCUCUACAUCUUACCCGUUGGAAAGCUGAGCGAGGGCAUGCCACUGCGCUCUGGGGAGAGGCUGAAGUACAGAACCAAUGGUUUCUUUGCCAUGGUGGUGAGUUGUGUGGCAGUAGCAGCAGCGGUGCAGCAAGGUGCUGACCUCACAUACAUCCACAGCCACUUCCUGCAGCUGGCUGUGUCCUCCUUCCUGAUCUCCGUCCUGCUCAGCAGCUACCUUUACCUCCGCUCUGGGCGCGCUGCUGCAGAGCAGCUGGCACUGGGCGGCAGCUCUGGAAAUGUGGCUUAUGACUUUUUCAAAGGACGUGAGCUCAAUCCACGAAUCAAAUACUUUGAUCUAAAAUUCUUCUGCGAGAUGCGCCCUGGUCUGAUUGGCUGGUGUCUGAUCAACUUUGCGCUGGCGCUGACGGAGAUGAAACGGCAGGGUCUGGAGGCUCCCUCUCACGCCAUGAUCCUGGUAAACCUCUUCCAGCUGCUCUACGUGGCCGAUGGCCUCUGGAACGAGGAGGCCAUCCUGACCACCAUGGACCUAAUGCACGAUGGUUUUGGCUUCAUGUUGGCGUUUGGAGACCUGGUGUGGGUGCCCUUCACUUACACCCUGCAGGCUUACUACCUGGUGAGCCGGCCCACCCCGCUGAGCCCCCCUGCCCUCGCUGCCAUUGUCACACUUAAACUUGUUGGAUUCUACAUCUUUAGAAAGUCAAACUCUGAGAAGAACGCCUUCAGGAGAAACCCAUCAGACCCCCAACUUUCCCAUCUGAAGACCAUCCCCACAGCUACAGGGAGGAGUCUGCUGGUGUCUGGGUGGUGGGGGGUGGUGCGCCACCCUAACUACCUGGGGGACCUGCUGAUGGCUCUAGCCUGGUCCCUGCCAUGUGGCUUCAGCCACCUCCUCCCUUGGUACUACAUGAUCUACUUCAUCAUCCUGCUGGUGCACCGAGACUCCCGUGACAUGAGCGAGUGCCGAAGGAAGUACGGCUCAGCGUGGGACGAGUACUGCCGAACAGUUCGCUACCGGAUCAUUCCCCGCGUCUACUGAGGGUGCCAGACUCCUCUGCUGAGGCCCCCCAGUCAAACUCUCAUUAAUAAUGGAUGGGCCACUGUUUUUACUUUUAUAAUCUUUUGUUUAAACUAAGAAUAUUUUAAAUUGUGUUUCUGGACUGAAGAAGCUACAGUAUUGUUAAUGUUUGUAAGGAAGAAAAACAUGCCACAUUGGUAUUGUGGACUAUUCGAAGAACUGCCUUUUUAAUAGAAAAUACAAAAAAAUAUAGAUUUAAAAAGUUUGAAAAUCUGGGGGAAUUUAAAACCACCUCUGCUUGGAAUGUGUUGUUGGGAUGUAUAUUUUUGUAGAUACACAUUUGUUUUUAUACUUCAAGAAUAUUGGAAAGAUUUCCAAAAUGUACAUUAUUUUGGUAAAUCUUUGCAUAUUCAAUAGAACAAAGGAUUUCAGCUUAGUUUAUAUGAAUACUUGUGUAGUACACCUUGCUUGUGUAUGUUGUGAAGGAGGUUUUAAAUAAGCUGCACAGUGGAACGUGUUCUUUCUCAGGAUCCAGAACCUUGUCCAAAGCUCCAUUAGAACAGUUUUGUCUUGUUAAUUGUGUGUAUCUUUUUAUAUAGAUAUCUAAUUUUGACUUGAGAGUGUAAAAUGAUUUUGGAGAGUUCAGGAAAGAUGCAAGUGUAAUUAUGAGCGUCACUGCUUUACAAACAAAAUGACUGAAUCAUAUUAACAAUAAUAUAAGUUUCUGAGCUAUUGACUUGUAUUUCCUGCACUUGAUGCCGCUAAUGAAACCAUUCUGUCCAGCUAGAUUAUGAGCUGGUUGUUCAUUUCCCACCACUGCCACACACGUUUGCUUUUCCUUGUCUAGCAGAUGUAAUGAUGUUUAUACUGUGAUGACAUGGAGCCCUUUUUUUAAUGCAUUUACAAAACCCAAAAAGUAUGUUCUGCCUGCCGCUGUAGAGCCCAGUAGCAAUACAUUGACUAGACUAGUAAGCAUUUCUUAUGCUGUGACUGCAAUGUAAAUAUUGUUUUUAAAUCCUUUUCAAUGAGAGUAGUGAUGAUAACAAUGUUCCCAUUGUAUAUUUCAUUUGUUGCAUGUGUUUGGUUGUUUGAAGUUAACUUUGUAAAUCUGACCACUGUAGUAAUGUUUACACAUAGAUGUUUCUGGACAAUACUUCUACGUAUUAAAAGCACAUGUGGAAUGGUCUGUAACAGUGUUUGUCUGAUCAGACAUGUUAGAUCAAGAGAAGUCAGGUCACAUGCUGUGCUUAGCAGUUGGUGGGCAGCCUGAGUGGAAGCAGUACGUUGGAUCUACUUUUACAGUGAGCAUCAAUCAUAUCUGUGACUGGCUGGAAAAAGCUUCUCUAUAAAAAUGGUGCAGCAUCAAAUAAAGAUUGAGAGUAUUUCCGUGG
Gymnodraco acuticeps is the source of this 3550-nucleotide messenger RNA. It is a transcript of the gene lbr, whose product is annotated as lamin B receptor. Gene Ontology annotation, cellular component: nuclear inner membrane. Gene Ontology annotation, biological process: sterol biosynthetic process. Gene Ontology annotation, molecular function: oxidoreductase activity, acting on the CH-CH group of donors, NAD or NADP as acceptor. Lineage: Eukaryota; Metazoa; Chordata; Actinopteri; Perciformes; Bathydraconidae. The transcript is spliced from 14 exons. The coding region runs from base 285 to 2180 and encodes 631 amino acids. The record is from RefSeq and is a predicted model, not a curated record.